Messenger RNA from Pterocles gutturalis (yellow-throated sandgrouse), 598 nucleotides. RefSeq names its product tyrosine-protein kinase BAZ1B-like. Gene Ontology annotation, cellular component: WICH complex. The record is from RefSeq and is a predicted model, not a curated record. The transcript is spliced from 4 exons. Gene Ontology annotation, biological process: chromatin remodeling. The annotation marks the transcript as partial. NCBI's taxonomy places the organism in Eukaryota, Metazoa, Chordata, Aves, Pterocliformes, Pteroclidae. Gene Ontology annotation, molecular function: histone H2AXY142 kinase activity.
CUGCCACUCGUACAGAGAGUAUGAAGCGCGUUUGGAGAGAUACAGUGAACGCAUCUGGACGUGCAAAAGCACAGGAAGCAGCCAGCUGACACACAAAGAGGCUUGGGAGGAGGAGCAGGAAGUUGCUGAGCUCUUGAAGGAGGAGUUCCCCAUCUGGUAUGAGAAGCUGGUACUGGAAAUAGUCCACCACAACACCGUGUCUUUGGAGAAGCUGGUGGAUGCAGCGUGGCUGGAGAUCAUGACCAAGUUUGCUGUGGGAGAAGAGUGUGACUUUGAGGUUGGUAAGGAGAAAACGUUGCCUGUGAAAGUUGUGAAAAUACAUCCUCUGGAGAAAGUAGAUGAAGAAGCCUCGGAGAAGAAAUCUGAUGGAGCCUGUGAUUCCCCAUCUAGUGACAAAGAGAACUCCAGCCAGGCAGCCCAGGACAACCAGAAGGAAGCUGUCCUGAAGGAGGAUGACAGCAGGAGGGAAAGCAUGAAUGAUCGAGCACGAAGGUCUCCUCGGAAGCUUCCCACGUCUUUGAAGAAGGAAGAAAGGAAGUGGGUUCCACCUAAAUUCCUGCCACACAAAUACGAUGUCAAGCUGAAAAAUGAAGAUAAG